Molecule: messenger RNA, 443 nt
Organism: Galeopterus variegatus (Sunda flying lemur)
Lineage: Eukaryota; Metazoa; Chordata; Mammalia; Dermoptera; Cynocephalidae
Product: putative N-acetylated-alpha-linked acidic dipeptidase
Exons: 4
Molecular function (GO): carboxypeptidase activity
Source: RefSeq, a predicted model, not a curated record
ACAGAUAUGUCAUUCUUGGAGGUCACCGAGAUUCAUGGGUGUUUGGUGGGAUUGACCCUCAGAGUGGAGCAGCUGUUGUUCAUGAAAUUGUGAGGAGCUUUGGAACACUGAAAAAGAAAGGAUGGAGGCCUAGAAGAACAAUUUUGUUUGCAAGCUGGGAUGCAGAAGAAUUUGGUCUUCUUGGUUCUACUGAGUGGGCAGAGGAGAAUUCCAGACUCCUUCAAGAGCGUGGUGUGGCCUAUAUUAAUGCUGAUUCAUCUAUAGAAGGAAACUACACUCUGAGAGUUGACUGUACACCACUGAUGUACAGCUUGGUAUAUAACCUAACAAAAGAGGUAAAAAUGAUUACAUAUAAUUUAAGAAAAUCUAUAUUCUACAAAUGAUGUUUUCUUGAGGUGCCAUUAUUAUGUUACACGUUGGCAUUGUUUUAUAACUAAUUUUUU